CUGGGAAUCCCCAGGAAGCUGUGUGACAUGUGCACCUAUAAAACCUCCUGCUGAGUCCUCACAGGCUGCUUUAGGGUGCGAAGUUCUCCCCAUCCACGGCUGUUGGAGUUAGUCACAGUAUAUCCCACCCCCAGGCCCAACACUUGAAGGCUGGGCAUGGCUUUGCCUGCUCUGAGGGGGCAGUGUUUGCCUGCAGGGCAGCCCCCUGCAGCCGAGCCCCCCUUGCCCGGUGCCCCGCGGCUCCCGGCUGCCACCUGACUCAUGCCCGGGCAGGGAGUGGCGGACCGGCGUCGCCCCCACCCACGUGCAGGUAUUGUGUAACCGGGUGCCUCUGCUACAGGCAGAGCCGGGAGUGGAGGGGUGGCUCCUGUGGGGUCCCAGAGCCGGUGUCAGUGCUCACUCCCCCCUCCAAGUGGGUAUCAGAGCCCCUUAGCUGGGUUUCUGCAGUGCUGCCUUCUAGCAGCACCAGGAAGAGAUCUUGGGAUCAGGCGUAGGAGGAUCUUGGUGCCCAAACCCACCAGGUCCAUUGAUAGUGGUGGUACCUGCUCCCCAGGAUACUCUGCUCCAGAGCUGGUGGCUCCAGAGGAGAGACCCUGCCAUUCAUGCUGAGGAAGGGCUGCCUUGGCAUGCCCAUGGAUCCAUCCCUGUGGCUGAUGGUACCUGGCCACAUCCUCUGCUCUGGUCCCCUGGCCCUCCCUGAGCGUGGGGACAGGGAGCUGGUGCUGCUGUGGGCACAGUCACGCGUCGCUGCCUGGGACUCUGUGCUUCUGUGUGCCGGUGUGAGGUGCAGCCGCCAUGGCAGGGCUGUCAGUGAAGCGAGGAAGGCACAACACCAUCACUGACUUACUUCCCUCUCCUUAAGUGAUCCUGGAGGUGGGUGAGACCUUGUGAAGGAGCAAACGCAUUUGCUGUAGUGGCCUCACUGGAUCCGUUUACGCAGCAGGGUCCAUCCACCUUUGUCGUUGAUGGAAGGUGACCUGCAACCCAGGGCAAUGCCUGGCCCCGCCACCUAUGCAGGAACAACCCCCCCCCCCCACUCCAUCCGGGUUUGUGUGGGCGUUUGCCGCGAUGUGCAGAUAACGCCUGGGACCGGCAGUGCCGAAGGGGGGGACAGGGCAGGGUCAAUACGUGGGACCCCCAGGCAUCAGCGGUAGCCUGCUCCUUCCUUCUUCCUCCUUGGUGACGAGCCAACCCCUGCCAGGGGUUAUCGGCCAUGCAGCCAAGUGUGGAGGGACCUGACAGCAACCAGGAGGGUGGAUCGGGGUGCAGAGCCCAGGACUGCCCCACCCCUCCCAGAGAUGUUUGGGACCCCUGUCCCCACCUGCUGUCCCAGUGUCUUUAGGCCAAGCGACUUUGAACCCCCUGGGGUGGCUCCCCAGGGGUUGGGGACCCCAGCCACAGGCUGUCAACAGUAGGGUCAGCCUGGGAAGGAUCUUAAAGCUUCCUACGGCAAAAUGAGUGUGGCCCCCAGGACCAGUGGGUCGCCAGAACUGGGACGCUGCCACCUCAGCGCAGGCUGCGAGGAGACAGAGACGUCAGUGCCCCGGGCAGGGCACGUGGUGUCCCUGUCCCCCCCACCUGGAGGAGUGCUCACCGGUGGAGUCACCCGUCGCACGCUCCCUUGAGAGAGUGAGAGCUGCAGCCCUGUCGCCUUCCUCCCUGUCACCGAAGAAGCACGAUGGGGCGCCCGUGGCCGCUCUGGAGCUGGCUGCUCUGGGGGCUCUGGGUGCUGCCAGCCGGGGAGAUGAAGGGGCAACCCUUCGUCCCCACGUCGGACCCAUCCGAGUCGGGCAGCGUCUCCCACGUGGCCGACAGCACCAGCGCUGAGCUGCCUUCAGACCUGGCCAUGUGCCAGGAGCUCCCCAGAGCCGCAGCCGCACGGGCAGAGCUCCCCUCUGCCGCCGGCCCGACCACCGCCCCCGCGGGCAGCCAGGGCUCAGGCAUCCCGGUGCCACAGGCAAAAGAGAGAGGGCUGGUCCCAGCUGGAAGUAGUGGUGAGCAGGAGGGACCUCCCAGCCCGGCAGCUCUCUCUGGGGGUCCAGCAAUGCCAGGCAGCCCCCAGGCAGGGUCAGGGGCCGGGCUCUCUUCUGCAGGUACUGCCAGCCACCCAUCCAGCAUCCCUCCAGCUCCCACCACCACUUGGCACAUGCAGCCUCUGUCCUCCAAGCCAACGGGGCCCACAGUGGGUCUUGCCCUGGAUGCUGUCACUGCAGAGCAGCUGCCAGUGACAGCACGGACCACAGAGCCAUUGCUCCCCCAGAAUGAGCACAGCACAGCAACAUCAUCCCCCAGUAUAAGCGGGAGCUCUGCUGAGCCACACAGUACUGCCAUGCUCCUGUCCCAGGAGGUCAUACUGGGGCUGGAUGAGGCCACCUUGCCUUUGGCCACAGCUGCCAGCAUCUCUCAGGACAGGGCCAGCCCCAUGAAGAUGGCAGCAGCCGCAGCCAGUCCCCCCGACACAGCCGCAGAGGGAGCCUUUUCUUCUACCACCACUGGCACCAGCAAGGCUGCAGAGCCAGGGACAUGUACCUUACCCAACACUGACCACAAUGCCUCACAGGACCCUCCUGGGCCUCCCACUCAGCUGCCUCCAGCCCUUUUGCCCCAGCUUCCUGAUGAGGCUGUGCUGAGCACAGGAGAGACACUUCCCCCCAGCCACAGCGCAGCCCCGGGCACUGCUGGACAUGGGCUGCCCGCAGAACACGCUGUCAGCCAGCCCCAGGCUACCACACAAGCUGCAGGCACGCGGGCUACAGUGACGGAUGUCGUAGCUGGAGAGCACAUCCCACCUCUGGGAAGCACCAGUGCUGAGCAGGUGUCCAUCCGGAAUGAGGCCAGUACCAAAGCCACGGCAGGCACUGCCAUCCCAGAGACCAAGGACACACCAGGGGGGCUCAGCAUGAGUCUGUCCCCCUAUGCAGCUCUCAAAGACCCUGAUGGUCCUUCUCUAAGGCCCUUUCCACGCUCCAUGGGCUCUCUGCUCCCUCAGUCCCUCUCAACAGGCCUCGGGACCACCACAGCAGAGGCAGCUGCAGGCAGUUCCCCUCCAGCCACUCCCAGCAUGGCCGUGCCUUUGUCCCUCCUGGGCACCACUGGAGCAAAGCCAGACAGGGCCCCUCGAGCUGCUGCUGCUGCACCACCACCUUCCAUUGCUGCAUUUGGCAUCGGGACUGUGCCAGCUACCCAUCCAUCCUCCUUUGUUAGCAACUCUCCAAUUAGUGAAGCCAGGAUGGGAUCGGCAUCACUGGCCAGUGGCAGUGCCACCACAAUGCCAGGAGACACCGAAGCUACCCUGCCUGUGCCUGAUGCACACUCCAGCCACAGCCAGCCAGCUCCCACAGCAGGCUCAACAACCCCUGGAACUGGUGUUACACCCAGAUCUGCACUAACCCCAGUGCUCUGGGCUGGGCCCCAAAUUGUGGAAGCUCCAGGGACAGAGAUGCCACCAUCCAACACUGCACCAGGCACUGGCAGGGCUGUAUCAGAUACCCUUGGGGGACCCAGAGCAGUCACUGUCCCCAUGGCAUCACAAGCAGAUGUCCCCCCUGUCCUGGAAGGCGGAACCAAUGUAGGGAUGGCUCUGGAGGUGUCCCCAUCCAGCAUCCCCCAAGAGGUGGCACCAGUCACGUCCCCACUGUCCCUGGCUGCCCCACUGCAAGCAAUGGGGCCUUCGGGUGACCCCCAGCCCAAUGGCAGCACCACAGGGCAAGCAAUGGGGAUGGGGUUCCUGGAGGUGAGCACGGAGGAGAACCCAGGUGCCAGUGCAGCAGGACCAGCUCCCAGCCACACAAUUGUCACUGCCAGGCCAUCACCAGAGCCACCUGCCACUGAGAACAAGCUCACCGCUGGGAUCACCUCGCUGGCUGUUGGCCACACAAAUGUGUGGGAGGCUACAGCUGCAUCCCAGACAGGUGCCACAGGCACCGCUGCCCAUGAGGACACCACCAGCUCUGAGGGUAGCACCGAGGGUGCAGCACCCUCAGCCAACACCAGCAGCACCCGUGUCCCUGACUCCAACGCCAGUGGCACAAGCCUGGCCACCACGCCGGCCACCACACCAUCCACCAGCACGUUCCCCAGCAAUGCUAACCUGCCAACCCCCUCCACAGGCUGUGAGACCUUUGUGACCACAGCCAUGCCACCUGCCACAGCACUGACCAGCAGUGCCCCAUCCCUUGCUGUAACACGCAGCGAGACAAGCAGAGGUGGGCAGCCUGUCCCAUCCCCAGCAGCACGUACCCCCGUGGUGGACACAACUCUUGGAUCAGUGUCCGGUUCUCCCCUCCCCAGCCUGCACAGCCCAGCACAGGAGGCCACAACAGCCCCCUUGUCCCUGCUUGGUGUUGGUGCAACUGGGGUGGCAGCAGCUGGACAGACUCCCACCGAGUCAGCAACAGGCACCACUUCUACAUCCAUCGGCUACCACGACAUGGGACAAGCAGCGAGCACGUCACCUCCUGCCCUCCAGACAUCUCCAGGGGCACCUGCCUGGAAGGAGAAAACAGCCAUCAGCACAGGCAGCGCCACAGCCACUGCUGCAGGGAACAGCACUGCCACCACUGCCACCACUGCAGGCAGCACCACUGCCACCACUGCCAUCACUGCAGGCAGCACCACGGCCAUCACUGGAGGGUACAGCACUGCCACCACUGCAGGCAGCACCACUGCCACCGCUGCCAUCACUGCAGGCAGCACCACUGCCACCUCUGCAGGGAAUACCACUGCCUUCACUGCAGACAGCACUACUGCCACCACUGGAGGGUACAGCACUGCCACCACUGCAGGCAGCACGACUGCCACCACUGCAGGGAAGAGCACUGCCACCACUGCAGGGAAUAUCACUGCCACCGCUGCCACCACUGCCACCGCUGCAGGGAACACUACUGCCAUCACUCCAGACAGCACCACAGCAAUCACUGGAGGGUACAGCACUGCCACCACCGCCACCACUGCAGGGAACAUCGCUGUCACCACUGCCACCACUGCAGGAGGCACCACGGCUAUUGCAUCCACAGCCCCAGCGAGCCCAGCCAAGGAGGCAGGAAGUCUCCCAGGCACCACAGCACCAGUGACACCACCAGCCACCACCAGCCCUGCCACCACCCUGUCUCACGCCUUUGGGACACAGAGAGGACCAUCCACCGAACUGAGCACAUCUGCCCACACCACCACUGGGCACAGAACUCCUGCACCUGAGCCCCAACCCACCCAUGAGCUUAUCAAGCCAGCGACUUCACUCUACCCCUUUGGCGUAGAAGGAGGGGAUCAAGAGUACGUCCGGAGGAUGGUGGAUUUUAACUCUCCCCUGUUCAAGCCAGAAAUUGGAUUUCCUUUUGGGAAGUCACUGCGAGAUGCUCUCUAUUUUACAGAUAACGGACAGAUCAUUUUUCCACCCACGGACAACUAUGUCCCAUCCAACCCCAACCCCCCUCCCCGGGGCUUCACUGGCCGGGAGAGCUUGCCAAUGGUGGCUGCCUUUUGGGAUGAUGCAGACUUUUCCAAGGGUGUUGGCACCACUUGGUACCAGGAGUACUCUACACUCAGCUCUACCCAAGACCCCGUUGUCAAAGAUGUGGAAGCAAAGAUUGAGAAAUACCUAAAAAUCCCCUAUGUAGCAAAAUGGACCUUGAAGGUGACGUGGGAGAAAGCUCCAGCGUACCCGUCCCGGAGGGAUGACACUCAGACGAGCACCUACCAGGCAGUGCUCAGCACCGACGGGAGCCGCUCCUUCGCCCUGCUGCUCUACCAGGACGGUGGGAUGCGCUGGGACUACAGCAGGCUGGCUGCAGCCAACGUGCUGAUCGGCUUCUCCAGUGGCAAUGGCCAUGCCCAAAACAACAAUCUGACUCAGAAGCCACCAGCUGUCAAGUACAGACCAGACCAGCACAGCAGCACCGGCUUCGAUGUGCGUGGGCUGUGGAUUUACAGACUGGACACUCGCUCCCGGGUGAAUUACAGGCUGCAGUGCCUGGCGUGGCUGGACACAGAGCCAGCGCCGGCCACCUGGAACAGCCAGCUGCCACCAUGCCCCUGCUCCCGGCCCCAGGCAGAGCUGGAUCCCCGCUACCACUGGAGCAGAGGCCCAGCAGACACCUCCGUGAGGAUGCUGCGCACUGCGUCCCCCAGCCCAGCUGGAGCUGGGGUACGAUGUCUGUACCAAGGUGGGAGCUUGCUCGAAGGCUGGCAGGAGAGAACAUGGAGCCUCCCCUUCCACGCUGCCACUGACACGGAGCUGGAAGUGUUCGACUGGUGCUGCCGGCGUGUGGGGAAGCCCCUGUUCUGUGCCAGGUUUGCUGAGAAGAGACCGAGGGUUGGCUGUGAAGGAUAUGUGCCACCCACCCCCGCUGGUGCCUUCGGGGACCCUCACAUCACCACCCUGGAUGGACUCACCUACACCUUCAAUGGGCUCGGGGACUUUGUCCUGCUGCUGGCCAGUGAUGCCCAGACCAGCUUUGUUUUGCACGGGCGCACAGCACAGACUGGCACGGCCCAGGCCACCAACUUUGUGGCCUUUGCUGCCCAGUACACCUCCAACACCACCACAACAGUUGAGUGGACCUUGGGGAACCAGGAUGACAUCCAAGUCCUCCUGAACAACAAAACCAUCCAGUUUUCCUAUUCCCAAGGUCCCAGCCUUGCAUGGGCUCUCCCUCUGUGCUCUCCUUCUCUUGCAGACCUGGGUGAUGAGGUCUACUACAGCCCUGGUGUCCUGUUAGUCAACGCCUCCUCUGUCACGGCCAUCUUCGAUGGGACCAUCGCUGUCUCUGUCUCGGCCACCUCUGGGAUCCUUAGCGUGGUCUGCAGCCUGCCCGACUGCUACCGCAACAGCACCAGGGGCCUCCUGGGUGUGUGGGACCAUGACCCCGCAGAUGACUUCCAGAUGCCAAAUGGUACCAGCAUCCCUGUGAACAGCAGUGAGGAGGAGAUCUACAGCUAUGGGAUGACCUGGGCUGUUGGGGAGCACAGCCUGUUCACUCAGCCUCUGGACUCACCAGCACUGAACUUCACACCCUUCUUCUUGUCUCGGCUGCGGCAGGAGAAUGAAAGCCAGUACCAGCUGGUGGCCUCUCAGUGUCACAGCAGCAAGGAGUGCAUCUACGAUUCACUGAGCACAGGGAACCUGGCCCUGGGUCUGGCCACCCAGAGCCUUGCAGCCGACUUCCAGCAGAAGAAGACAGCACUCAAUGCCUUCCCUCCCGUCAUCACCGGUGACGCAUCAAUCACAGCCUUCAGGACAGAGAGGGUCAGAAGGCAGUUCCAUGCCUUGGGCGAGGGUGCACACUUCAUUCCCCAUCUCUCACCAGAGCUCAACAUAUCAGAGAACGGGACCCUCGUAUGGGAGCCCCGUGGGAUAGCCCCAUUCACCAUCAACCUGGAGGCUGUUGGCUCCAACAACAUCUCUGCACUCCUCCAGCUCCGCUUCACCCUUUGCAGAUGCAGCAGGAGCCAGGACUGUGACUACAGCAACACUGUCACUCUCAGGGAGUCUUCCCUGCAGCUGGCAGCCUGCAGAUGCGAGAGCGGCUACUCAGGUGCACUCUGCCAGGACCCUCCGGACCCCUGCUCCCAGGGGUGCUUCCCUGGUGUGGGAUGUGACCCUUUCAGUGGCUGUGGCCCCUGCCCGGUUGGCCUGACGGGGGACGGAGAGCACUGCUCAGAUAUCGAUGAGUGCGCACAGGGGACAGAGUGCCCGGGGAACAGCACCUGCACCAACACUGUGGGCAGCUACGUCUGCUCCUGCCUGGCCAGUGAGCAGGGUGAGAAGCCAGGCUGUGGCUUAGCCUGUGGCUACCACUCCUGUCCUGAGGGCUACUGCAGCAACGGGGGACACUGCCACCUUCACCCCAUCACUUGUGUCCCCACCUGCACCUGCCCCCCGGCUUUCACUGACCAGCACUGCCUGGUGGCAGGGGGGGAUUUUCAGCCACUGCCCAGCUCAGGUCUCCCUCGGAGAAGCAUCCAGAUGAGGAUGAAGACACUGCAAAAGGCCACUGCUGAGGAAGUCAACAGCACUGUCUCAGCCAUCCUGGACUCCCUGGUGGUAAAGGCUUUCCAGAGCAACACCAACGUCACCCAGAUGACAGACAGCGAUGGCUUCACCUUCGUGGUGGUGUCCGAGUUUGCCUAUGACAGCCGCGGGACCGUCAUCCGCUUCCUGAACGAGGAGCUGCCCUCUGCCAUCACCGGCGCCUUCAACGGGCGGCGGGGGCGGCGGGAGGCGGGCACGGCUCUGCUCUUCCAGCGCCUGCACCGCGACAACAUCACUGACCUGGUGAAGCUGACAGUGGAUGAGCUGAGGGACUAUUUCCCCUGCUCUCUGUACGGCUACAAAGGCUACCAGCUCCACUACAUGGGGACCAUCGGCUUCAUCUGCAUCUCCCCCUGCAAGAUGGGCUACUGCCAGCACGGUGGCCAAUGCCAGCACCUGCCCGAGGGUCCCACGUGCAGCUGCCUGCCCUUCUCCAUCUACUCUCCGGCUGGCCUGCAGUGUGAGUGGCUGGCCAUCAGCCUGCCUGCCUUCCUCGGCAUCCUGCUGGGAGCCCUGGCUCUGCUGUGCCUCCUGUUUGCCAUGGCCUGCCUGGCCCUGCGCCUCUGCCACCAGCGCCGCCGGCACCAGGGGGCCAAGGAGACCUUUUGGAGGACACGGCCCUUCUCUUCUCUAACAAUGGCAGAAGAACAAGCAGAAGCCACUGUCUCCCACUCCCUGGAAAGGCAUUGGAAACUGCAGCUCCAGGCCAUUGACCCCUCAGUCCAGAUAAGAUUCCAGAGACCCCACGUUAUGCCUCCAAGCCAGUCCCCCCAACAGCCCUAACCUGCCACCAGUCCUUUUCUGGCACCUCCAGGCUCACAGAGGAGCCAGACGCUGCUGCCGGCUCCGCCGUUUGCUCUCAAGGUUUCCAGCAGCAGCAACACAAGCAAGAAGGGGACAGGCAGCUGCCUUUUGGGUCCUGGGAGGAUUCUGGAGGAGGUGCUUUUUUGAAUGUGUGUUUAUGUGGGGUGACCAAAGCAGGAGGAUUUCACCUUCUCUGAGGACCUGCAGAGACACCUGGGAUCAUCCUGAAUGUGUCUGCACCAGGGGUAUGUGCUAGUGCAGGAUAACCAGAGCCUGCACUUCCCCUGACAGCAGGGUCAGGUGGGGCAAUGCAGUGAUUGUAAUCCCUUAGGAACCAAAUAGAAUAAACUAAAAAUGUUGGCUUGCUGUUAAAUUGUCUGCGCCUCAAGGGUCUCUGCUUCACUAUCAUUGAGCCCUCAAGUCCCUGCUUUCUGCUGGUCCCAUCCACAGAGCCAAAGUGAAAAUGGAUGUAAAUUUUUGGUGGCUUCAUCCCCUCAUUUUCCCUACACUCCUGCAAGUCUCCUGACACUGCUUUCAUGGACACUGUUUACAGUGGCUCAGAUCACACAGGUCGGGCUUUGGCCACACAAACAUCCCACAGCCCUUCAACCCUGGUGACUGGGAGAUGCUGACCCGAGGAGGGUAUUUCAGACCCCAUCAGAUCCCCAACUCCCAUCCACUGC
Messenger RNA from Motacilla alba alba, 9516 nucleotides. RefSeq names its product mucin 4, cell surface associated (gene MUC4). The transcript has 29 exons. Gene Ontology annotation, cellular component: extracellular region. Gene Ontology annotation, molecular function: calcium ion binding. The record is from RefSeq and is a predicted model, not a curated record. Lineage: Eukaryota; Metazoa; Chordata; Aves; Passeriformes; Motacillidae. Gene Ontology annotation, biological process: cell-matrix adhesion. The coding region runs from base 1679 to 8812 and encodes 2377 amino acids.